GCGAACCAAAGCGCGCAUGAGAGAGGGAGAGGGAGAGAGAGAAACUGCACUGAUGAUCGACGCCAGCCUGCCACCACUCUGUAGCAGUGAGUGGCUGCAACAAAAGCACAGAAUAACAUCUCAGCUCCUCUCCUCUGCUUUUCCCCUCACUGCAUUUCCCAUCCUCGGUGCAGAGAACUCCACACAACACAGCAGAGCCACACGGAACCGCCGUCGCAAAUGCAGCCUCUGCCUGCCAUCAACAAGUUAGGGAUAAAGGACACUGGGUACUGAAAGAGGAAUGCGUGAUCUUCAAUUAACCAAUUGAGCUGACAUCAUUGCGGUGGAAAAGGAAAGAGGCAGCUGAGGGACAGAGGGAUCUGCUCAGUGGUGCUGCUUUGGAUGCAAAUCAUCAACUUUAAAUUUAAGGAUUCUUGGAAGGCAAAUAAUGCUUAUCUUUUCUUAAUCUGGGAAUUGAAUAGCAGGACUGAAAAAAGGAGAGACCCAAAAAAGAGAAAACCGCAUCCCAGGACAUGGAAUUCCUGAAUUUGGUUCAACUGGGGGGGCUCAGCACUUCUUUAUUUCUGAAGAGCUUGAUUCCUCUUGUAUUUACCCAAAAGGUUUUUUUCCCUUUGGAUUUCUCUUCCAUCUGGCUGCUCCAAAAGUCUGCGGAAAAAGACAGUUGAAUGCAGCCUCCGAUGUACACAAAAGAAUGGGUUUCCAUUCAAGGUGGCCAUUGGUGGGACAAGCACCAGCGGCACUUUGUGUGAUCAGCAUGCUACUGUGCCUCCCUCCUGUGUCAUGCACAACUUGCCCCCAGAAAUGCCGAUGUGAAGACCUGCAGUUUUACUGCGACACACAGGGGCUCCUGGCGCCCCCCGACGGUGUGGAUAAAGGGGCCCUUGGACUUUCGCUUAGACACAACAGCAUCAGCGAGCUCAGCUCAGACCAGUUCUUUGGCUUCACCCAGCUUACUUGGCUUCAUCUGGACCACAACCAAAUAACUACAGUUCAUGAAGAUGCCUUCCAGGGGCUGUACAAGCUCAAGGACCUUAACCUGAGCUCAAACCGCAUCACCAAGCUGCCAAACACAACCUUCAUCCACCUCAUCAACCUGCAGAUCUUGGAUCUCUCCUUCAACCAGAUGAUGGCUCUGGAGCCUGAGCUCUUUCACGGGCUCCGGAAACUUCAGAUCCUUCACCUGCGGUCAAACUCCCUGCGCACGACGCCCGUGCGGGCCUUCUGGGACUGCCGGAGCCUGGAAUACCUUGGCCUGAGCAACAACCGGCUCCGUAGCCUGGCCCGGAACGGCUUUGCCGGGUUAAUUAAGCUCCGGGAGCUCCAUUUGGAACACAAUCACUUGACCAAGAUUAACUUGGCACACUUCCCUCGUCUGGUUGCCCUCCAGUUCCUUUAUAUACAAUGGAACAAGAUCAACAAUUUAACAUGCACCAUGGAAUGGAAAUGGACAACUCUAGAGAAACUGGAUCUCACUGGGAACGAGAUACGUGUACUCACCCCCGACGUGUUCGAGACUUUGCCCAGCCUCAAGAUCUUGCUGCUGGAUAACAACAAACUGACCAGCCUCGAUACCCAAACCAUGGAUAUGUGGAAGUCCCUAACUGUGAUCGGGUUGUCGAGCAACCUUUGGGAAUGUACCAAACGGAUCUGCAAUUUGGCCACUUGGCUGAGCACCUUUAAGGGUCGAUGGGAACAUUCUAUCCUCUGCCACAGUCCCGAGUACUCACAGGGCGAGGAAAUACUGGAUGCCGUUUACGGAUUCCAACUUUGCCAAAAUUUCUCGGCCCCGGUCAUACUGACCAGUACCAGUACGGAUGCCAUGCUCCCAGAGAUCACAAGCUCCAUGUUUGGAAAUAUGCAGACCCCUACGCAAGACUUCUACGCAGAGGAUUUUGGGAGCUUUACGAUUGUCACUACUACUACCACCACCACCCAACCCCCACGCACUGCCCUUGCUACUACCAUGAUGGUGGAGGGGGCAGAUGUUACAGAGGACUACUCUGCUUUGGACAACACGGUGCUGACCCAGAGGGUCAUUAUUGGCACCAUGGCUCUGUUGUUUUCAUUCUUUCUCAUUAUUUUUGUAGUGUAUAUAUCGCGAAAAUGCUGUCCUCCCACUCUGAGGCGGAUCCGCCAUUGCUCGGCCAUUCAGAACCGGCGACAGAUGAGGACCCAGCAGAGGCAGCCAAUGGCGGACCUGGCUACACAGGUGCCCUAUAACGAGUACGAUCCCGGUCACGAGGAGGGUGCACUUGUGAUCAUCAAUGGCUAUGGGCAGUGCAAAUGUCAGCAACUGCCUUACAAAGAGUGUGAAGUAUAAACUAUUUAUUCUUGCAGUUUAUGGGUUUAACCAUUCGUCCAUUUCAAAAGAUACAGGGUUUGCUUUUGGACAUUUUUUGUUCCCUUUUCAGUUUGUAUGAAGAAAGUUUCUUUGAAAUUGUUAGCUUUGGAAAUCUAUGAAAGCUUGAGAUGCCUGGGAUGAAUUUGAAAAGAAGAAAUAUAGAGAAAUCCACAAGUUUAUUUUUGUAAUACAAAGGUUCAUAUCUAGCUGGGGCAAUCAAUCUCAGCAGAGGAAGGUUGGAUGCGUCAUUGCAUCACCAGUUUGUGUACUAUGUAUUCUGCAGCACAGAGGAGAUGAGAAAUCUAUAGCCAAACCGCCUGGAACCCUGUGCUCCAGAAAACAGUUUAUAAAAUGACGUAUCUUCUGAUAAAUGGUGAAAUUGUAUUACAUGGGAAAAUAGUUACAUAUGCUGAGCAGUACAAAUUUAAAAGGAUAAAAAAAAGACUGUGCACAUUAGCAACACUAUAGAUCUCGCUCACAUAUUCACUUUUGGGGAGAGGAAACAAAACAUACACAAAUCGGAUGGAUACAAAGCAUAAUUUUUAACUCACCUUUUCUAAAUUGAGAACAAAUACGGUUACAAACUGAGCCACAAUGAAAUUUAGAUUUGAUCAGGGAAUUCAAUCCACUCACGUUACUUGGCUUUCUCGUGUGGCAGAAAUGAUCCUUUCACUUUCGAGUCUUAAAUUCAAACUAAUGAGAACACUUACCAGCCUUCUUGUUUCUGUAUUUGGUUAAAUUCAAUAAACUCUUUCCAGUUCCUUGAAAUCUUAAAGCCUAGCACUUUGUGCGAAAAGGUUAACGUCCAAUAUGGCUCUAACAAAAUGUCCAAAAAAGCUCUAUUACAACUUCAGCAGGGAUUUACUAAAAUGUUAAACAGCAGCGAUUGCUCAAUUUUCAUUGUGCAUAUAUUCUUACAUAAGAUUGCUUAAAACACUGACAUCCUCACUGUGACAGAACAAUGCUGCUUAAAUCACUGCAUCAUUAAUUAAUGGUAGAGACCAUCAAAGAAAGCUAGAUGAAGCAAACACCAGCAAGAACAACUUCCUAGUGAGAAGGUUAGGGAAAAGAAAGGAGGAAUGCAGAGGAUACUGACAAUUGUCUCCUAAAAAUAAAUGUGCAUGCUUUGUGUCACACUGUUUGAAUGCAGCAAAGACCAUAAUCAUACCUGACAGCUUCAACAUUGAGUCAAUUAAGCCCUGGGAAAACAAAUCUUACGAUCUGUCACCCAAAAACUCUGCCCUGAAUGUUUCAGCCUCCUCGGCCAGUACAAAAUUAGUGCAUGAGAUCUGCUGCCUUCAUGGAAAUAAGAGAGUUAUUACUUCAUAGCCUUUAUCCUUUUAGUCCAUAUAUACAAAAAAGCCUUUUUUUUUGUCUGUGCAAGAAAUAUCCAGAGGUUCAUACCAAGGACACAAGAAACCAAAACAGAGAGAAAAGCUGAAAUAAAGCGUAGCACAGCUCUCAGGAGAGCAUGCAGAAGACAGCAGGAGGCUGGGUCAGGAGACAUUUGUAUGCAGCACUGAGAGGACAGACAUUAGCAUCAAACUAAAGAAGCUGCUGCUGCAGUAACUUAGCUCUUUGUGUUGAAAUCAAGAGUUGGGGGCAGGGAUGCACAGGGGGGUAAAGGAAGCACAAACACCAGUUAGCAUCUAAUUGAAGUCAAUGAGCAUCUUAGGAGCCAUCGAGUGAGGCUGAAUCAGGGUACAUAAACCAUUAGAGGAAAAAAAGAACUGCAUGACAAAACAGUGAAUGACAACACCCUGGGCAAGAUCUGGAAAGCACUGAACGGCACACAAGUCAAUCUGCAAUAAUUGCCUCAAUGCAGAAAUAAAGUUAGUCAUCAAGCUAUAUAGCUUAAGAGAAAACUGCUUUAGUCAUAUCCUGGCAGAAGGUUUUGGUGUAAAGCUCCAAAUCUGAAAAUUGGCAUCUAUAUCAAAGAUUUUCUGGUUACUAAGGGUCUAAUGGCAG
Molecule: messenger RNA, 4309 nt
Organism: Rhinichthys klamathensis goyatoka
Lineage: Eukaryota; Metazoa; Chordata; Actinopteri; Cypriniformes; Leuciscidae
Gene: lrrtm2
Product: leucine rich repeat transmembrane neuronal 2
Exons: 2
Coding region: 692-2320 (542 amino acids)
Cellular component (GO): extracellular matrix
Molecular function (GO): protein binding
Source: RefSeq, a predicted model, not a curated record